This is a messenger RNA of Belonocnema kinseyi, 3271 nucleotides long. RefSeq lists its product as uncharacterized. NCBI's taxonomy places the organism in Eukaryota, Metazoa, Arthropoda, Insecta, Hymenoptera, Cynipidae. The transcript is spliced from 15 exons. The record is from RefSeq and is a predicted model, not a curated record. The coding region runs from base 297 to 3095 and encodes 932 amino acids.
UGAUUUUAUUUUUGAAUUCAUGUAGCAUGUCAUUUAUCAUUAUAAAUUUCUUGUAAUUUUAUAACCCUUGUAACCAAUAUAUUUUUGACAGUAUCAAAAUGGCGUGACAGUGCCUAGAACUAUAUAACUCAUUCAAGAUAAGCUUUAUGAAAUUCAUAUAUAUAUAUUUACUCAAAUUUCUCGACUUGAAUUCUCACUUAAUACCUGAUGCAGCCUAAGGAUGAAGGUUAUGGCUGUUUUCAAAACUGAAAGGAAAUAAUUUUCAUUUCUGGCAUUUCUGUGAUAUUUCCGAGCCAAUGAAGGGUGCAAAAUAUUCUAAAGUUUUGGACGAUCUUGCUGAAAAUCUUGAAGAAGUUUUAAGAACAGCAAAAGAAAAUGACCUGUCUCAUCUGAUCGAGCCUCUUCAAGAAACAAUUUCAAAAGUCAAGGAGUUGAAUAGAGGAAGGGAAGUGGAAUGUGAGCUAGCAGGUGAAUGUAACUCAGAGGAUUGUAAUCUUCACAUGGCUUGCUCCUGCAAUGAUUGGGGUCCAGAUAAAUUGGGACCUGACGGAAAAUGGAUUUGCGAAAUCUGUAAUAGCGCUUGUUUUUGUGAUCAAAUUUGGAGCAGUUGUACACACCUCCCUAAAACAGAACCAGUGAAAAUAUCUCACGAUGAAACGAAUACGAUAAAAGAUAUUUUUCAAAUGAAUAAAAAUUCGAAUCAAAGUAUCCAAAAAAAUUCUGCUGAAUGUAUUUCUUGUUUUUGUAGCGCAUCCAGCAAAACUGAAAAUCAGAAUAAAAGGAAUAAGAAAAAAUCACAAAUAAAUGAAUUAGCUUCCAAGAUUGUUUCUGAUUCAUCUAAAGAAAAUGUAAAUGAAGAUAAAACAAAUAAAAAAAUAUUAAAUCUGUCAGAUUGCGAGACUAAAUUUUUGUCUGGUCAAAUUAGUGGCAGUUUCACACACUUCUCUAAAAAAGAACCAGUGAAAAAAUCUCUCGAUGAAGCGAAUACGAUAAAAGAUAUUCUUCUAAUAAAACCAGAUUCUAGGAGAAGUUUCCAGCAAAAUUCUUCUGCUAAAUGUGAUCCGUGUGUUUGUAGCGCAUCCAGAAAAAAUAAAGAUCAGAAUACGAGGAAUGAACAAAUUUCACCGAAAAAUGCAUCAGCUUCCAAAAUUACUUCUAAUCCAUCUAAAGAAAAUGAAAAUGAAGAUAGAACGAAUGGAAAAACAUUAAAUCAAUCAGCUUCCGGGACUAAAUGUAAUACGAACAAAAUUGACCACGUAGCUAUUCUUAUAAGAAAUAUAGAAUAUUUUUCUGUGUCAAAAAAUAAUGAAUCGGAUAUAGAUAUUAAAAUUAAUCGAAAAUUAAAUAAACCUUGUGAAAAAAAAGUUUCCGUUUUGUAUGAAAAAAAGCAAAAGUCAAAGGGAAAAAUGUAUUCUGAACAAGUUCGGGCUGAAAGUUUAAAUACAGAAGCAAAAUAUGCAAAAAAAAGUAAAUGCGUGAGCUGUGAAUGCACUUACAACGAGGAAGGUAAUAAAAUUAAAACCAAGGAGUGUCGUGCUGCUUCAGAAAGAAACAAAAAAUUAAUGGCAAGCCUUGAAAAGGAAAAUAAUGCAAGAAUUGAAGAUAAGAAUACAGAGGUUCAAACUCAAGUUGCUAAAGCUGUAGAAAUUAAAAUUUCUCGUUUCAACAAUGACAGCUCCACUAAGGGCUUGACAUUUGAAGAGAAAAGAAAAUGUGAUAUUGUUAUAUGCAAUUCAUCCAGUAUUGGAUUAUUAAAGGAUUCCAAUGACCAGAGAUGCUGGGAUGAAAUGAAAGACGUUCCAUUGUUCCAAGCAGCAGAGAAGGAAAGGCGAAGAGCCCAACAAAUUUCAAAAUGUCUCGAGAAACGAAUCAAAAAUGUCCCUGACAAAUAUGCGUCAUCACGUUCGGUUCAAAGUUCACAAGAAUCGUGUCCAAACUUUCCACCUAGGAGAGAAACACUGGAAAAACCCGAAAAACCUUUAAAAUGUUCCGAAAUUGCAGGACUUGGAGGAGUUCAAAAGUGUGAUGAACCAACCAGAAAUUCUAGAAAAAUCGAACCACCUUAUAAUCGAUGUCAACAAGAAAUGAAAAAACCCAGAGAUACAGAAAAGUGUUUACCAGGUUCUGAAGGAGUGGAAAGAGAAAAUGAAAGCACCCAUAAUUUUUUUAAUUUUUCCGAAAUUGCAGAUCAGAGUGAUGAACCCACCAGAAAUUCUAGAAGAACCAAAUUACAUUGUAAUCGGUGUCCACAAGGAAUAAAAAAACCUGAUGAUACAGAAGAGUUUUCACUAGGUGCUGAAGAAGUGAAAAAGGAAUGUGAAACCUCCCAUAGCUUUAUGAGUUGUACUAAAAUUGAAGAUCGUGGAACAGUUCAAAAGAGCGAUAAACCCACCAGAAAUUCGAGAAAAAUUAAAUCACUUUGUAAUCGAUGUCCAGAAAAAAUAAAAAAAUCUGAUAGUACAGAAGAGUUUGCAUUAGGUUCUGAAAAAGAGAAAAGAGAAAAUGAGAUCCUCCAUGGUCUUAUGAAAUGUUCUGAAAUAGGAGAUCGUGAUGCAGAUCAAAAAUCUGAUGAACCAACCGAAAAUUGGAUAAAAAUGAAACCACCUUGUAAUCGAAGUCUUCGAGAAAUGAAUAAACCUAGAGAUACAGAAAGAUAUUCUCCAGAUUCUAAGAAAGUGAAAGGCGAAAAUGAGAGCCAACAUAACUUUUUUAAUUGUUCCAAAAUUGCAGAUCAGAGUGGUGGUCAUCCUACAGAAAACUCGGCUGGAAUAAGGAGGCAGAAAAUGCAAGAAAAAUAUACAUUUCCGGAGGAAGAACGACGAGAAGAAAUUUCUACCAUGACAGAAGGCAAAAUUGUAGAUAACAAUUUUAAAUACUAUCCGUGCAAUGAUAGAAAUGCCACAACGAGUAUAGAAAAGCAAUGCCCUUGCGGAUGCGGUUAUUUUCUUCAAGGCGCUCCUGCAAAUCGCCCUUGUCCAUGUAAUAAUUCACUAAAAGUUCCCCACCAAGAAGAAGAGAUUGAAUCUAAAAAAAUCUUACCAAAAUCGAGAAAAAGUGACUGCGAAGGUUGCUGUGAAUGGUGCAGUAGCCAAUAGGAUCUAGCUCUAAAAGUUCAAAUUAAAAAAAAAGAUAACUUCAAAAUUUAAAAAAAAAAAAUGUUGUGAACUCAAAUAAAGAGAAAUUCUAUCUUUAGUGAUAUUCUUUAGACAUAAAUUUGAUAAGAUGUAACUGAAACGUAUGAAGUAUGCAAAAAGUAUAAAAAUAAGUAAUA